AUGCCAAAAAUAAAAUCUCAAAAAUUUGGUCAUUCUCAUCAGAAAAAUAAUAAGGAUGCCUCUUCUGGAUCUUCUGUUACUAGAACGUCCGCACCAUUGUUUAAUAAGAACUUAGGUCAACAUAUUCUUAAAAAUCCACUCGUAUCUCAAAGUAUUGUGGAAAAGGCGGGCUUGAAAAAUACGGAUACGGUUCUUGAAGUAGGUCCAGGUACAGGUAACCUUACAAUGAGAAUACUAGAAACCGCAAAAAAAGUCGUAGCAGUAGAAAGGGAUCCUCGAUUAGCAGCUGAAUUAAUAAAGCGAGUUCUGGGAAAAUGUGCUAUAUUAAUGUUUCAACGUGAAUUCGCUUUACGUUUGGUCGCUAAACCGGGUGAUAGUUUGUAUUGUAGAUUAAGUGUGAAUGUACAAUUAUUUGCCAAAGUGUAUCACAUUAUGAAGGUUGGGAAAAAUAAUUUCAAACCUCCUCCUCAAGUUGAAUCAUCAGUAGUAAGAAUUGAACCAUUAAAUCCUCCACCAACUGUUAGUACCAAAGAAUUCGAUGGAAUGUGA
Molecule: messenger RNA, 549 nt
Organism: Diversispora eburnea
Lineage: Eukaryota; Fungi; Glomeromycota; Glomeromycetes; Diversisporales; Diversisporaceae
Source: the annotation of a GenBank genome assembly